AUGGAUAAAAAGAUAAUAGCAGAUGUAUUCCAAAGACAUUUAGAUUAAUUGGCCAGUCGUCUCAAUGAAGUAUGUUUUAAUAAAUUAGGAGAUAGGACAUUCCAGCACUGUGCAUUCUAUCAGGAAAAGAGGAUGGCUCAAUCAAACCAAAAACUAAAGCUUUAUUUGUGUGGUUAUUUGGAUACGAUAUGAUUGAGACCGUGUUCAUAGCAACAAAGAAACAAAUUUUCUAUUUGGCAAGUGAGAAGAAGUGUAAAUAUGUUGUUUUUACUUUUUAAUAGUGUAGAUGAUGGAGGAGACUAAACAACGAUUGGGUGGUAGAUAUGAAGUACACUUCUAUAAGAAAGUUGCUGAUAAUCGGGAAAGUUUUGAUAAAAUUCGUUAGAAAUUAGGGAAUGUCAAGCUAGGAAUGCCUACUACAGAACAACAGGCAGGUACUUUAGCCACAGAAUGGUAUGACUAUAAAGGAUGGUCUCAAAUUGUGGAUGCAAGUUAAUUCAUAAGCGAUAUACUUGCAGUAAAGGAUGAUUAAGAAUAAGCCUUCAUAAAUCAAUCAUCAUAAUUGACAACUCGUCUUUUCAAGAAACUCAUAAAAUAGAUAGAAGAUUCAAUAGAUGUUGGAACACGCAUAACUCAUUAAGAUUUAGCUAAGAAAGUAGAGUAAUCAUUAGAUAAUGACAAACAAAAAGUUAUAAAAGAUAUUGGAUUAUAAGAUGGCUUAUAUGAUUUUGCUUAUACACCAAUAAUUUAGAGUGGUGGUAAUUAUCAGCAAGUUGAUAGUCCCAACAAAGAAUAUCUUUCUUCAGAUGUCAUUAUCAUCUCACUUGGUACUUAAGUGAAUGAAUAUAAUACUAAUUGCAUUAGAACAUUGUUUAUUAAUCCUACAGAAGUUCAAAAAAAAUUGUAUAACACAAUACUAGAUGUUUAGAGCAAAAUAGUAGGAUUAUUAACAGUUGGGAAUCCAUUAAAUUAAGUUUAUAAGGAUGCAUUAUUAAUGUUAGAACAAAAAACUUUAGAAUUAAGUAUAGCAAAUAUUUAAUUUCCCACUUCUUUUGGAUAUGGCAUAGGUCUAGAAUUAAAAGAGCCUUUUCUUGCAAUUUCUGAAAAGAGUACACAUAUUGUNGAAUAAUACUUUAAAUUUUCGCGGGGGUUUUUUAUAUAUUUUUUUUGUGGUUUUUUUGAACAUUUUUUAUUGCAAAAGAAAUUAUCAAGAAAGGGUUUGAUAAUUUGA
Molecule: messenger RNA, 1231 nt
Organism: Paramecium primaurelia
Lineage: Eukaryota; Ciliophora; Oligohymenophorea; Peniculida; Parameciidae
Source: the annotation of a GenBank genome assembly